AUGUCCAUUCAACAAUAUGCAUGUCUUGAAGAUGGUUCCUUCAAGCAGGAGAGCAACAAGGACGACGGUGCCGCGAUCACGCCGACGAUGGAGGAGGAAGAGGAGGAGCACCAUCGCCAUGGCGAGCGGCCGCUGCUGUCGGCGUGUGAGCAGGAGGAUGGCAGCAAGCCAUUGCCAUUGCCGGUGAAGAGGAGGAGGAGGAGCAGCAGCCUGAGCAGAUCGUCAAGGUCAGGCGAGCAGGGGCGGGAUGAGGAGGCGCCUGGCCCCGGCCCCGGCGGCGCCGCCCGGUCGCUGUCCUUCUCCAGGCUCUUCAGCAGCUUCAGGAUGAUGGCCACCUCCUCCUCCACCUUGGACAUUGACGAGCUAGCAGCCGCCGAAGACGGAUGCGCGGCUCUCAACCCUCAUCAUCAGCAGCAACAGCCGAAGCCGGUGUGCCGGACGCAGUCGCUGCCGAUGACGAGCAUCUCCAGGAGGCUCCCCGGCAGGAAGCGGGUGGCGGACUCGAGCUCCCUGCGCCGGCUCCGGGUGUCGUCGCUGUCGUCCGCGCCAUUGCCGGAAUCAGCGUCCCCGCCCUCUUCGCCGUCACCGUCGGAAGAAGAGGAGGUGGGGGAGGAGGAGGCGGUGUGCCGUAUCUGCAUGGUGGCGCUGCUGGAGGAGGAGGAGGAGGAGGAGGAAGGAGGGGCAGGUGCAGGGGCCGGCGACGGCGUGCUGAAGCUGGAGUGCCGGUGCAAGGGCGAGCUGGCGCUGGCGCACCGGCGAUGCGCGCUCAAGUGGUUCGGCAUCAAGGGCAACCCCAACUGCGACGUCUGCGGCCACGACGUCCUCAACCUCCCCGUCACCCUCCGCCGCGUCGCCACCCCUCCCCCACCUCCUCCUCGCAUCGCCACCGGCAAUGGCACCGCCGGCGAGCAAGAAGAAAGAGAAAGAAGAGGGUUCAGAGGGGUGUGGCGGCACGGCACGGUGAUCCUGGUGACGGUGAGCAUGCUGGCCUACUUCUGCUUCCUGGAGCAGCUGCUGGUGGGCGACCACGGCAACGCCGCCGCCGCCCUCGCCGUCUCGGUGCCCUUCGCCGUCGUGCUCGGCACCUUCUCCGCGCUCACCACCGCCGGGAUGGCCUCCUCCCGCCGCUACGUGUGGGCAUACUCGGCGCUGCAGUUCCUGCUCGUCGUCCUCUUCACCCACCUCUUCUACCGCUACGUCAACCUCCAGGCCGUCAUCGCCAUCAUCCUCUCCGCCUUCGCCGGCUUCGGCGUCGCCAUCUGCGCUAACGCCGUGCUGCUCCAGGCCGCCCGCUGGAGGGCCGCCGUGGCCGCCCGCCGCCCCCCGCCGCCGUCGUCAGACCUCGGCAUCCCUCAGCCAUAG
Messenger RNA from Triticum turgidum subsp. durum (durum wheat), 1362 nucleotides. NCBI's taxonomy places the organism in Eukaryota, Viridiplantae, Streptophyta, Magnoliopsida, Poales, Poaceae. The record is from the annotation of a GenBank genome assembly.